Messenger RNA from Scleropages formosus (Asian bonytongue), 1377 nucleotides. RefSeq names its product ladinin (gene lad1). The coding region runs from base 232 to 1377 and encodes 381 amino acids. Lineage: Eukaryota; Metazoa; Chordata; Actinopteri; Osteoglossiformes; Osteoglossidae. Gene Ontology annotation, molecular function: structural molecule activity. The transcript is spliced from 12 exons. The record is from RefSeq and is a predicted model, not a curated record.
CGGCCGUCCAGCCGUGUCACGGGCACGCGGGUGAAGGGCGACACCGCGGGUCACGUGACCGCGCGCUCCGUCCGUGCGGGUAAAGGUGCGCGUGCGGGAUCGCGGCGCCCUGCGGCGAUUAUGAAGGACACCUCAGAGCAGUGAGUGUCUCGAUCUGUCCUGAGCCGAGCCGAGCCGAGCCGAGUCUUGUGCCACAGCGUGUACGGUCGUGGACACGGCGCGUGCAACAUCAUGUCCAUCAGUCGCAAGAACUGGUCCGCUCUGUCCAGCCUGACGCGGCAGUGGACGGUGGAAGAUGAGGAGGAGGUCGAGAGGGAGCGCAGGAGGAAGAUUCGUAGCCACAGCAGCACAGCGGAGCCCGAUGACAGCCCCUCGGAGGACUCAUCUCCAGCGGUGGCAGUCAGCAGUUCUCAGGACAGCCGCGACGCCCUGGAACAGGCCCAGGUGGACUUCAUAGAGAUGCUGCGGAUACGUGAUGAGAAGAGGAGAAGGAGGCAGGAGGAGGCACUGAGGCGACAGCGCCAGGAGGAGGACGCGCAGCAGGGCGAGGACCAGCGAGGUGUGGAGACAGGGCAGCCAAAACAAGCGGGCGGGGAGGAGGAGACUUGUGGGCGGAGCCAAGACACGCUCACCACCGAAGUGGUUUCCACCAUGGACAGCAAGGGGAGUGAGAACAGUGGAAGAUCUGAGUCCAAACAAGAAGAAAAGUUGGAAACCCCUGGAAAAGCGUCUCGGAAGUUUGUGAGCUCAUUAUCCGUAACGUUUGACAAGGGCCACAAGUCGCCCCCUGCUGGCAGCAGUACGGUCAGCUCUCCGUUGAGUCCCACAGGCUCCUUCAGGGCAGCAUCCCCUGAGCAGACAUCUGCUGACGUCAGAGAGAAUGGAGAUGCACAGGAGUCCCCACUUGCUUCACCUUCAGAGGGCUCCCUGGACAAAGGGCAGACGCCAUUCAAGAGGCAGAACUACAGGGCCUGGUCCUUCAGGCUGAUGAGAAAAAAAGAGGAGCAAAGUGUUCCUUUUCAGAGGAGUGCAAGUUUCAGGAAUUCCUCAAACAGCACAGAACACCUUAAGGCAGGACAGCAGAUCCCUAGUCAUGAAGAUGAUAAGCAGUCACCAUUUAAAAGAAACACCAGACAAAGGCUGUCUUCACGCAGCAUCCAGGAGACGAUGGAGAGGCUGGCACUAGCAGCACAGAAAUCGGAGAGUGUCAAAUCUCCCACGGCCCCCCAGAGGACCUUGUAUUUGGCAGAUGAGGUGUCCAGGAAACGGGAGCUGUUUGAGAAGGAGCAGGCGGAUGGGGAAUCAGACAGGGAUAACCAGUGUCUCAUAGCAGAGGCUAAUAUCAGGGAGCUAUGCUUCAUAUGCCCAUCACUUUAG